Molecule: messenger RNA, 593 nt
Organism: Fomitiporia mediterranea MF3/22
Lineage: Eukaryota; Fungi; Basidiomycota; Agaricomycetes; Hymenochaetales; Hymenochaetaceae
Exons: 3
Coding region: 145-342 (65 amino acids)
Source: RefSeq, a predicted model, not a curated record
AUUCGUCCACGUUCCGCGGUGAACUCAGGGCGGCCACAGACGUCUGCCCAGAGGACUCUCGCAGAGGAGGACGAAGAACGUUUCGGUCGAGUAAUCUACAUUUGUCGGUCUAGUGAUGGAGCCUAUUUCGAGGUAAUCCAUGCAAUGGCCGGUAACAACGGCUUUGAACAAGCGUAUCGUACGAAGUGCGACGGUGACCUCAAGCCGCUAGCUCUUCCAGACUACCUGGGCCCUCUUGUGAGUCAUUUCUUCACAUUCGGGCUAACGCAGCUUCUUCGCACUUAUGCACUGACCGGAUGGGCAUAUAGUCUGAAUUCAUGGAGAGGUUUACACGUUCUAUGACGUCUUUUGAUUUUGAUUGUCUGUAAUGCAUCAUUGUAUGAGCAUUGCUUGUUAAUUGGAGGAUGCAAAGGAUUGAGUCUAUCAUUGGAUAUAUGAUCUCCGUCUUGCGUUUCUUUGCCCUGUGUUGCUUGUUGUCUUGUAUUUCACACGUCGCCCCAGUUGAUCUGUAUAACAACCGAUCCAUUCGCUGCCCUUUGAAAGGUUAUUGGCUUACCUGUACAAUAGUAGUUUGUUUGUGUUUUAUAGUACGA